Messenger RNA from Thalassophryne amazonica, 2082 nucleotides. RefSeq lists its product as uncharacterized. The coding region runs from base 411 to 1583 and encodes 390 amino acids. The transcript has 7 exons. Lineage: Eukaryota; Metazoa; Chordata; Actinopteri; Batrachoidiformes; Batrachoididae. The record is from RefSeq and is a predicted model, not a curated record.
GAGCCAAGCAGAAGUGCCCUACCCCUUCCAUUCAAUAGACCCAGCCUAUUCCCAGCUCCUGAAACAGCAGCAGGUCUUUCUCCAGCUCCAAAUCCUGCAGAACCAGCAGCAGCAGCAGCUCUCUAUCGUAGCCAGCAGCGAUCACAGUGAUCUUGUGAAGUCCUCUGGAGCCAUGCCUCCAAAUCCCCAACCAGCUCCUGCGACAACAAACCACACCCCUGUAGACUCAAAUCUAUCAUCCAAGCCUGAGCUUCUUCCUGCCUAACCUUGUUGAUCUAACAGUGUCUGAGUUGCGACAACAGCUGCGUAAGCGUGGCCUGCCUGUCUCUGGCACCAAGCCUGCCCUGUUGCAGCGCCUCCGCCCUUUCCAACUUCCCCAACCUUCUCUCACCCCUGCUCCUCUCUGCCAGAUGGGAACCAGUAUGGAGUCCCUCUCCACUUGCCUCCCGCGACCCUCCAGUCAGUGUCCCAGCUCAAGCUCCACCUCUGCACUGGAGUCCCCGAACUGCAGCCCGAACCAACAUAUGUAUGUCCAGGACCGGGGAAUUCCUAAUGGGAUUCUCAACGACGUCUCAGUUGGAGUUCCAAAUGGAAUUCUGAAUGCUGUUCCACAUCCUGCUUCCAUCAGUUUGGCAGGUGAACAUUGUGGCCUGACCAAUGCUGUCUUCGUGGCUUCUGGCAGUACUGCAUCAGGAACUCCAAGUCCCAGUCUACCCAUGUCCUCCUCCUCACCUCUGCAAUGUGGGACUUUGUGGAGGACUGAGAAUGAGAAACAGCAGCAGGAGAUAAGUGUAGAGCUGGAGAUGAGGGAAAGGAUCAGGAGCAGGCACAGGAACCGCUCCAGUAGCACCGGCAAUGAGACUUGUGGCUCUUCCCUCCAUCCAUUCCUGCAACAGGAUCCAGGAUGCUCUCGAGGGAAACAAGAAACAGAUGCACCGACGGAAGUGCUGUUUACGGAGGUGUUCAGCUGCCAACCCUGUGAGGUGAUUGGUGAGGAUUUUGAACUGCCAGUGCAGAUUACAGCAAGUCCUAUUCAGAUUGUGCCUGGUGCACGCAGCUUGGAGGAAGAACUACAGGAGGCCAUCCAGAAAGCACAGAUGGACCCUCGCCAGUCCAUCGAUGAUAUUCUGGAUGAGCCGAUUGCUUCUGUUGGAUCUGUCAGUAUUUCUGAUCAUAAAUCCACUACCCAAUUAGCGCCUGCCCCUUCCCCUCCUCUUCCGCCUGCUGAAGAAGAUCAGUCUCAAACCUCUAAGCAGCUCACCAAAGAUGACAGCUUCCUGCCUUCGCCUCUUUGCUCCUCUCUUUUGCUUGAGCUCCCUCCAUCACCUGCUGUAAUAACCCCAAGCCAAGUCGUCCCAGCCCCUCCUCCACCUCGCAUUUGCACUUCCCCUCUGACAUCCACUGGAAAGUCACGGAAGCGGCGAGCUCCUACCCCAUUCGACGCCGCCGACUGGCUUGAGACACUGACAUCUGGCCUUCGCCCAUUGACCCCGCCGACGGCUCCUUUUGUGGAGAUAGACUUCAGUUUGGAUUCUGAUCUCAAUCGAGUGUUGGAUCUGAUGUCGAUCGAGUGUUUGAUCUAAUGACAGGGCAGUGGUGAGGCUUGUAUGUGCAGUAGGUGAGUGUGAGCGCUGUACUUUUUGAUGGUCAUGAACAGUACUGUAUGUGCGUCCCACAGAGGGAACAAGAAGGUGCACAGUGGCUCGUCACACUCAUCAUGCCACAGUCGCUGCAGAUACGGCUCCACGCAAUGUUGAGAGGUAGAUUCGUCACAGCGGUCCAAUCAAUCACCGCUCUGAUCGGGCAGCUGGAGCAAAAAAAUGUGCACACUCAACCAUAUAACAGACAUGACUGAGCUCUGUUUACCAAAACAUGGGCUCCGCCGCAAAUGGAAAACAAGCAACACAUCUGUGGAUUGACACACUCUGCAGCACAUUGUUUGCAGUGCAAAACAAAAGGAAACCUGGCGGCCUAUUAACUUUCAAACAUGCUUCCUGGCUUGCGUUGGGAGAAUGUUUGACUUAUCUCCAAAACCUGCUGUUGGUUUUGGUCGAGUGUGGCCCCCCCGUGCUGACUCAUAAA